AUGGAGGAAUGUUAUAAAUUAAUUGAACGCCAAAAUUAUGCUGAAGCCUUGAAGCAUCUAACCUAGAUAUUAAAAAGAGAGAUCAACAACCCGUAAUUGGAGACAAUUUUUUUGAUUUAGCAUAUUCUCAGCUAAAGUUAAAGAUAUAAGAAUUUGCAAAUUAAAAUCUUAGAAAUUGUAAAACAAGAAGAAAUUGAAGAAGAUAUUGAUGACGAUAAAUAUUUCAAUCUAGUUUUGGAUUUGAUCAACCUAUAUAUAGAUUAAAACAACAUUCAGCAAGCAAAAAAUUGGUCUAAGCAAUUAAAGAAAUAUGCACAAGGGAUCAAAUAUAAUGAAGCAUUGUUGUACUUGAUCGAUAAUUUAGAUAGCAUGCUAGCUUGCAAGUAAAAAAGUAUUGAUUUGAAAGAAUAACUUGAAACUUACGAAAGAUUAUCUGAAUUAGAGAAAAAAACUAAAUAUUUUGAGCAUGAUGGUAUGCCUGCAUAUCUGAUACCAACCAGAUGGUUCAAUAAGUGGAAAAGUUAUGUGACUGACACACCCAUUGAAUUACCAAAUGAGAAUUUGAAUAUGGAAAAGGAAGUAGAAGCCUUGGAGAAUCUAUUCAAUGUCUCAAGUGAUCUUGAUAUUGAAGAAUAGAUAAAUGCUCCAGGCCCAAUCAAUGGAUUUUCUUUGAUAUAAGCGCAAUCGGCUCUAGAAUUGGAUCCCUUUGGUCCAAAAUCAUAUACGAAUUAUAUUUUAAAGGAAAACAUAAGGGAAGGGGCAGAUUUUAUACUUGUUGGACAUAAAAUAUUUGAGUAUUUUAAGAAUAUUUAUGGGGGAUUCGAAAUCAAAAGAGUAAUUGUAGAACAUAGCUAAACUCAUUAAAAAUAUGUAGAUUUAGUGCCAAGAAUGAUCCAAUUUAUAAUAUUACCAAACGAAGAAAAACAUAGAAGCAGAUUGAUUACUGCAAAUAGUAGUGAUUUGGUAUUGGAUUUGUGUAAGAAAGUAAGUAGAGUAUUGAAAUUGAAUAAUGAAGUAAGAUGGUGGAAGUUUAAUGACUUUUAGAGUCAAGAGGACUUCAUAAAAAAACUAUAAAAGAGAGAACUAUAUAAAUAAGUAUCUGCUAAGGUUUUAGAAAAAACAAUGAUGAUUGAUGAAAUCAACUUUACAAGUUCAGAUCUAUUUAUUUGUGAGGUAAGAUAUGGUAGAGACUGGCAAAUAAGUGAAAUAGAUAAAAAGAAGUUAUCCUCAUUUAAAAGAAAAAUGAAUGUUUCUGAUGUUCCAAAAAUUAUGAAUGACUCUCGUAAAGGUGUGACUGGCUUAUAAAAUCUAGGUAAUACUUGUUUUAUGAAUGCUGCCUUAUAAUGUUUAAGCAAUACUUACGAAUUAACUGAAUACAUGGUUAGUAAUGAAUUCUAUUAGCAUUUAAAUUGUGAUAAUCCUUUGGGAACUAAAGGUGUUUUGGCCACAGCCUAUGCUGAAUUGAUGAAAAUAAUGUGGUAUGGGAAUAACUCUGCAGUUAGUGCCUAUGAUUUAAAAAGAGUGAUUGGCAAGUUUGCUCCUCAAUUCUACGGUUAUGGCUAAUAGGAUUCCCAUGAAUUCUUAUCCUAUUUAUUGGAUGGUUUACAUGAAGAUCUUAAUAGAGUUCUCAAUAAACCCUUUGUUAGUGAAGUCGAAAUUACAGAUGAAACUGACUUUGAAGCAUCUAGAAUAUUUUGGAACAAUUACAUUCUCAGAAAUUAGAGUAAGAUCCAAUAAUUGAUGGUGGGUCAAUAUAAGUCUACUCUUGUUUGUCCAUAUUGUCAUAGAGUUUCGAAGACAUUUGAUCCAUACAUGAGUCUGUCACUUCCUAUUCCAUCAUACACAUUAAUACAAUUGUCUUUGUAUUUUAUAUAUCAGAAUGGGAAGAUACCAUUAAAAAUAUAGCUUAAUCUUACGAGUGAUUAAGAUGCCAAUUUUAUUGGAUAGGAAUUAUCGAAAGCAUUAGAUAUAGAAUAAGAUUAGAUGAAUUUUAUUUUAUUGAAAGAUCACUUGAUUAAGGAGAGAAUUAAGAAAAAAUAGAACGUUAAAUGGAUCCAAGAACAUGAAGGGUAAUUGUUUGUAUAUUAAAUUGAAAAAGAAUUCCAUCAAUUAUCAGAUGAUCAAAUUCAUGUUGACUUCUAUUAUUGUAACAAAAUGGAUAGAAAUUAUAAUGAAUAGAUCCUAACCUUCCCUAGAUAAUUUGUAAUGGAUAAGAAAGAUAAAAUUAUUGAUAUUUACUUUAAAAUCUAUCAGCAAUUCAAACACCAUCUCAUCUUGAUUAUCUAAGAACUCUCUGAAUAAUUACUGAAUGAAGGUGUGAAUAUAGAGGAAUUUUGUUAGGGUGUCCCUGAAACUAUCGAACAAUUCAUUGAGGAAAUCAAAUAAUUCAAAUUUGAUCUCUUUAAAUUGCUUUAUAGGGGUAAGCCAAUGGAUCAUACCAAUCAGGAUCCUAUUGAAAAUUUCAAUACAAAAGUUCUUUCAGUUAAUGUGAUUUUAAAUCCUAUCUUUGGCAGAUAAGAUUUAAAUAAUCUGAAAUUCUAAAGAUGCAAAGACUUCAAUAUCGAAUAAAAUAGAUAGUUAAGAAAAGGGGAAUACACAUUGGAGGACUGCUUAAGAUCUUUUGCAAAGGAGGAAAUCUUAGGUAAAGGCAAUGAAUGGUAUUGUAACAAAUGUAAACAACAUGUGUAAGCUACUAAAUAGAUGGAAAUAUACAGAGCCCCUUAACUGUUGAUUGUUCAUUUGAAGAGAUUCAGAUCUGGAAACAAUAGAAUAAGUAAUUAUGGAGGUUUCUUUUAUUCUGGCGGAUCUCAAAAAAUAACAACGAUGGUCCAUUUUCCUAAAAAUUUGAAUUUGAACCCCUUUGUUCUUUCAAAAGUCAAUGACAAUGAUCGUAUCGACUAUAAUUAUGAAUUGUAUGGAGUGGACAAUCACUUUGGUGGAUUAGGAGGAGGACAUUAUACUGCUUGUGCUUACAAUUCAUUGAUAAACAAAUGGGUCGAUUACAAUGAUUCAAGUGCAAGACUCACAUCAGCAAAUGUCGAAAGUGAGGCUGCUUAUGUAUUGUUUUAUAGAAGAACUGACUCUCAAAAAUGUAGUUUAGGAAGAUGA
Messenger RNA from Paramecium tetraurelia, 3108 nucleotides. RefSeq lists its product as uncharacterized. NCBI's taxonomy places the organism in Eukaryota, Ciliophora, Oligohymenophorea, Peniculida, Parameciidae. Gene Ontology annotation, molecular function: cysteine-type deubiquitinase activity. The record is from RefSeq and is a predicted model, not a curated record. The transcript is spliced from 3 exons. Gene Ontology annotation, biological process: protein deubiquitination.